CAAAUCUGGGAACAACGACAUUCCCAUCUUUGCUUCAUUCAUGCCUCACGAUCAAGUGUAGAGACGCCUAGAAUCGAAAGCGCUCAUGUCGCGUCCAACUGCUAGCGAGACGUCAAGGACGCGUGAAGUCUUCAAAUGUCUAGAAGCGUACGACACGUCGAGCUUCAAAGCCCUCCAAUUUGGUGAUGGCGAACUCAACGAGAGAGUCGCUGUCGGUAGCGACGACACUGCUCUGGCUGCCUUCGCCCAGUUGGGCGCGCUACGUCUGAAGGCCCAACGCUGUAUGAUCUCGUUGGUGUCGAAAGAGGAGGAAUUUAUCAUGGCAGAGUCCACAAGGACUCUAUCACUACAGUCAGAUUUGGUGCACAGUUCUCGCGAUGCUCUGUUUCUAGGUACCUCCCGUUUCCCUCGCGACCAAGGCUUCUCCGUUACUGGCAUCAAGCAAUGGACCACUACCAAGGAACGCCGUGAAGAGCCGAAAGAAGACGCCUACUACUACACCGAUGGCAUAAGCCCUCACUGGUACAUCAUCAGCGAUGUGCGGCAGAGCCCUGAGCUGCAAAAGCUCAUGUUGGUCCAGGCUGCAACAACCUUACGCUUCUACGCAUCUGUGCCUAUUCGAACCAAUAGUGGUCUGGUCGUUGGUUGCUACUCCAUCCUGGACGAUCGACCACGCUUCGGAAUCAGCACCGAAGAGAUGACCUUUAUGGAAGAUAUUGCAGACACUAUCAUGGGCCAUCUAGAAGCCAAACAUGCAGCCGUGCAGAGACAGCGUGGCGAUCGCUUGAUCAAAGGUCUAGCUCUCUUCAGCGAAGGCAAGGACUCUCUACGUGAUUGGUGGCUGGAUACACACAGUCGGAAAUCUCGUGGCGAGGGUGCCCGCCGGCGUCGUGACUCGAUUGAGGAGCAGAAGGUUCAAAACGAUAGAGCCGACGAAGAGCUAGGAAUGACAUACCGAGCCGAUCAGGUUCCUCACGGACGCAGUACUCCGACACCGACAGAAGUGAAACGAGUCGAACCACCUGUGCCGACAGCCAUCCAGGUUCCUAAGCCAACUCCCAAAUCCGGUCGCCUAGCUCCAGACAAGCAUGAAGGUUUCGAUCUUGGUCGCGAAGUCAACACCACCUUCGCUCGAGGCAGUAACCUCAUGCGGGAGGCUCUGAGUGUUGAGGGUGUGGCCUUUAUCGAUGCUGAUUUCCACCGUUCAAAGGAGUCGACCAAGAACCAAGAGUCGUCGUCUACCGAUCCCGAAAGCGAUACUGCCACUGCUUCGUCAGGUCCAGAAUCACAUUCACCAAAACAGCAAUCGCCGAUUUCUCCCGAGGCUCAAUGUGCGCUGUUAGGAUUUUCCACAAAGGUCAAGUCCACAAUUCGUGGAUUCGAUGCCUCGGCCAAGCAUUCGAGUCUUCCGAAGGCCUUCAUCCGUAGUCUGAUUCGUCGCUACCCUAUGGGCAAAGUGUUUAAUUUUCUUGAAGGCAAAGCUCUGAGCUCGAGCUCGGGCACCGAUUUCUCUUCUGACGGCAUUUCAGAUGACGCAAAGAAUGAUCGGUCGCGCAAGCGUCGCAGCCGCGAGUAUGUCGAUGCUAUGACAUUGGGCGAAGUCUUCUCAGGCCCCCGCAGUGUCGCCUUUUUGCCACUGUGGGAUAGUCGGCGUGAGAGAUGGCGAUCCGCUGUUUUCGUGUGGAACAAUUUCCCCAAUAGAUUUCUGGACAAGACCGAGGAUGUGACAUAUCUCGCAGCUUUCAGUAACAGCCUGAUGGCUGAGCUGUCACGUCUUGACGCUAUUGCUGCGGACCAAGCCAAGGCUACCUUCAUUAGCUCCGUUUCACACGAACUGAGGUCGCCUUUGCACGGUGUGCUGGCGGGAGUGGAGCUUCUGCAAGAGAGCGAGUUGAGCAACUAUCAACAAGAGAUGACGACCACUAUCAGCAUGGCCGGCAAGACUUUACUUGAUACAAUCAACAACAUCCUUGACUUCACUAAGAUCAACAGCUUUACAGACCUCGAGCGAAAGGACAGGAAGGACAAGGACGCUAGCAGAAAUUCUGGAUUCAAGACAGCAGACAUGGGCGAAGUCGGCGUCACAAGUGCGGUCGACCUUGCUAUGCUUACUGAGAACGUGGUCGAUACCACCGUCACUGCAAAGAGCUUCCAAUCGAGCAAAGCCAAACAAGAGGAUGAGGACGAAUUCGCACCCAAACCUCCAAAGCAAGUCGCUGUGGUACUAAACAUAACACCACGAGCAAACUGGAAUCUGAACAUUUCGCCUGGAAGUUGGACGAGAGUGAUUACCAACUUACUCGGCAACUCGCUCAAAUACACCAAGGUUGGAACCAUUACCGUGAGCCUUCAAUCUAGAAAGUCAGAUGACCCAAACAAGGCUCUGGUAUCUUUGACUAUUGAGGACACAGGUCAAGGUAUUGGCAGCGAGUAUUUGCGCAACCACUUGUACACACCGUUCAUGCAGGAGAAUACGCAUGCUGUCGGAACUGGACUAGGACUUUCUAUCGUCAAGCAAAUCAUCAAGGACUUUGGAGGACGAAUUCACUUCGAGAGUGAGCUUGGAAGAGGAACCAAAGUGGUUGUCUCUUUCGAAGCCGAUUUCGAGGAAGACGCGGAAUCUGAGAUCGAGGUACCGAAACGUGCUGAUGGAAGCAACCUCAAGGUCGCGCUUUCCAAAUCAGUAGGGAAGACUGACGCAGAUCUGGCACGCGACAAGAUGGUCAAGAUGAGUGCUUCCAAGACCUGUAAGGAAUGGUUGGAGUGUCAGACCGAGUCAGUGUCCGUUUCUGACGGUGCUGACUCCUUUGACGCUUGCAUCUUGACCGAAGGCGAUUACGAAAAAUGGCAGGAAAGGAGAAAGCAGUCACCAAGUCAACGACCAGCACCAGUGAUUGUGUUGGGUUCCAUCUCAGCCUCGUCUAUCGUCCGUCAGAGCGCGGCAAAGAACGCCAUCUUUAUCAAUCAGCCCUUUGGACCGAGAAAGAUGUCCAGAGCACUGGCAGCAGCUCUGAAGAGUACGAAGCAAACACACUACGUCACGGAGAACGAGACGCUAGGCCCAAGAUCGUCUUCGCUGUCUGCGGUGACGGAACUCACCGAGCCUCCGCUUGUCAGCUCAAAUAGCGACCCUCCACCUACGUACACGGAGUCCAAGCCCAGCGUGACUUUUGACGCAUCUGCUGCACCCUCGCCGCCCGUGUCGCCGCAAAAGUCUCCUGCUCCGCAGGUCAAAGAAGUCAAUGGCAGCGAAAACUCGGAUCUUCCCAGGGUCUUGCUCGUAGAGGACAAUUCAAUCAACAUGAAACUCCUUGUCGCGACAUUGCGUAAGCUAAAACGACCGUACACCUGCGCAGCAAACGGUCUAGAAGCCGUGACUGCCUACGCAUCAGCCCCUGCUUCUUACGCCUUGGUGCUAAUGGACAUUUCCAUGCCCGUCAUGGACGGCUACACCGCCACCGAAAUGAUCCGCAACCUCGAGUCCAAGAACAAAUGGGAUCGCUGCACCGUCAUGGCCUUGACAGGAGUCGGCGACGCCGAAGCCAAGAAACGCGCCUUCCUAGCCGGUGUAGACGAUUUCAUGACGAAACCCGUCAGCAUGGGAAAACUACGCACCAUAAUCCAAGGACUCGAUGCCAAAGAAGAAGCCCAGACCUCUCGAGGAGUAGAAGAAGUAAAACAGAGUAUCGAACCGUCAAAACCAAACGGCAAUCUACACGAGAAUAAACUUCAUCAACAACAGCAAGCCGCCUGACAUGAGCGCCGGAAACGAAAGUGGCAAGAGGAUGAAGAAAUUGAGGUCAAGGAUUUCGCUUCCGCUUCCGGCUCACAGGACAGGAGUGAAGAUCAGAAUCGGAAUGAGUCGGGUGCCGUUGCCAGUAAGAGGAAGAGAGAGGAUGAUGGCGCGGACGGCUAUGAUGAUGCCGAGGAUCAGAGGAGAAAGUCUCUUGUCGAGGAACAAGCUACUGCUGCUUCAUAGAAAUAUCGACAGUAAGAUUUGGGAAUUUUGGAGGUGAAGAAGAGGCGGAUUUUUAAUGAUUUUUACGGCCAGGGGGAGGAAGAACGACUUUUUUUCGACUGCACAUCACGUACAUGUAUAAGUCUGGCGUUAUAACUUUCUUGUAUCAACACAAAUCAUCUCAUGAGCAUC
Aureobasidium subglaciale EXF-2481 is the source of this 4150-nucleotide messenger RNA. RefSeq lists its product as uncharacterized. The coding region runs from base 86 to 3754 and encodes 1222 amino acids. The transcript is spliced from 2 exons. NCBI's taxonomy places the organism in Eukaryota, Fungi, Ascomycota, Dothideomycetes, Dothideales, Saccotheciaceae. Gene Ontology annotation, biological process: phosphorylation; phosphorelay signal transduction system. The record is from RefSeq and is a predicted model, not a curated record. Gene Ontology annotation, molecular function: phosphorelay sensor kinase activity.